AUGCGGUGUGUUGCAUUUUUUGAUGAAGCAAAAGGACUAAAUGCUAAGGAAAUGUCAAAGCUUCAUAUAGAAACCUCAUCAUGGGAAACAAUGAAGCAGCAUCCAAAGCAGAAAGUUAUUGACAUCCUUCACCCUCAAGAACAAGACACAGAAAUGGUGGGACAGCAACCAGAACAAAAGGAGAGACACAUCUCUUACUUUGGUUGUGUUGCUCAAGUCUUUCUCUUUACCUUCUUCGUAGGUUCUGACUUCUCCCUCCUCACAGUUAUGGCAUAUGAUCGGUAUGUUGCUAUUUGCAAUCCACUGCAUUAUGAGAUGGUGAUGAAUUGGAAAGCCUGCACUAAAAUAAUGAUUUUGGUAGGGGUCACAGGUCUUGUUUAUGGAAUUUUACAUACCAUUGGUACCUUUUCCAUCCCUUUCUGUUCUAAUGUUGUCAGUAAGUUUUUCUGUGAAAUUCCAGAAUUGCUGAAGUUAUCCUGCUCUGGAUUCAAUGUAGUUGAAGUUGGAGUUAUAGUGGCCAGUAUUACUGCCGCAUUAGGUUCUUUUAUUUUGAUCCUUGUGUCUUAUGCCAUGAUCUUCAAGGCAGUGUUGAAAAUCCCUUCUGUGAAAGGAAGGCAGAAGACCUUCUCUACUUGUUUUCCCUAUUUUAUAGUCUUUUCUAUGUUUUUGGUAUCUGGAUGCUUGGCUUAUCUGAGACCUCCCUCUAACACCUCAUCUUACUUAGAUUUAUCAUUAACUGCCCUAUAUUCUUUGCUUCCACCCCUGUUCAAUCCAAUCAUCUAUAGCAUAAGAAAUAAGAAUAUCAAAUCUGUCCUGUCUAAAUUAUGGAGAUUCUAA
This is a messenger RNA of Python bivittatus (Burmese python), 837 nucleotides long. NCBI's taxonomy places the organism in Eukaryota, Metazoa, Chordata, Lepidosauria, Squamata, Pythonidae. The record is from RefSeq and is a predicted model, not a curated record.